Messenger RNA from Ixodes scapularis (black-legged tick), 408 nucleotides. RefSeq names its product cuticle protein 10.9-like. Lineage: Eukaryota; Metazoa; Arthropoda; Arachnida; Ixodida; Ixodidae. The transcript has 2 exons. Gene Ontology annotation, cellular component: chitin-based extracellular matrix. The coding region runs from base 1 to 408 and encodes 135 amino acids. Gene Ontology annotation, molecular function: structural constituent of chitin-based larval cuticle. The record is from RefSeq and is a predicted model, not a curated record.
AUGUUUCAGGUUGCACUUCUCCUGGCUUGCGCCUGCGUUGUUGCCGCCCAGCGGUUCGGCGUGGCUCGCCAAGAUGAAUUCUACGGCCCUCCGAUCCCGUACGCCUUCAACUACCUCUCCCAACUCGUGGACGGCAGCCACUCCCACGAGGAGAACGGAGACGGCAACGGACGCGUCACCGGCCGAUACACCCUGACCGACGCCGACGGCCGCACCAGGACCGUCACGUACACCGCCGACGAGAACGGCUUCCGCGCCGAAGUCGUCACUAACGAGCUGGGUACCGAGUCCAAGAACCCCGCCGACGUGGUCUUCCGGUCCAGCGCUCCGACAGGGCCCGAGGCCGCCAUUGCCAACGAGGGCAACCGACUCCGUGCUGGACCAGUGGUCGGAGGUUUCAGGGGCUAG